Trypanosoma conorhini is the source of this 435-nucleotide messenger RNA. Its product is annotated as DNA-directed RNA polymerase subunit. Lineage: Eukaryota; Euglenozoa; Kinetoplastea; Trypanosomatida; Trypanosomatidae. Bases 1 to 435 code for a protein of 144 amino acids. The record is from RefSeq and is a predicted model, not a curated record. Gene Ontology annotation, cellular component: RNA polymerase III complex; RNA polymerase I complex; nucleus. Gene Ontology annotation, molecular function: DNA-directed RNA polymerase activity; DNA binding. The transcript has a single exon. Gene Ontology annotation, biological process: DNA-templated transcription.
AUGUCUGACCGCGACGAGGACGACGACCGGCUGAGUCUCAAUUUCGGUGAGGAGCAGGAGGAGAGCGCCCCGCGCAGCGACGACGAGCAGAGCGAGGGCGAGGGCGCGGACGUUGUCCUAUCUGGGAAGGCGGCAGGCGGUUCCGCCGUACGACGAGACGACAAGGAUCGCGUGACCGCGCCGGUUCUGACGAAGUACGAGCGUGCCCGUAUCCUUGGCACACGGGCGCUGCAGAUUAGCAUGAACGCGCCGGUGCUGGUGGCUUUGGAGGGCGAGACCGACCCGCUCACCAUCGCACAGAAGGAGCUCCGCGAGGGCGUCAUACCGCUCAUCAUACGGCGCGUGUUGCCUGACAACACGUAUGAGGACUGGCGAAUAAGCGAGCUGGACAUCGACUUCGACCGUCCCGCGGACGAGCGAUACACAAACAUCUGA